Messenger RNA from Drosophila ananassae, 2101 nucleotides. Its product is annotated as larval serum protein 1 gamma chain. The record is from RefSeq and is a predicted model, not a curated record. Bases 36 to 2033 code for a protein of 665 amino acids. The transcript is spliced from 3 exons. Lineage: Eukaryota; Metazoa; Arthropoda; Insecta; Diptera; Drosophilidae.
GUCUAUUUUUAAUUCGUGUGUGGUAAACAAGUGUCAUGCGACUUCUCGGUCUCCUGUUGCUGAUAGCUGCAACUCUUUGUUUGCAAAUCUUAGCUGGGGGAAUAGGCAAUCGUUACUAUCUCGAAAAGGAGCAAUUUUUGAUUGAGAUUCUGCACCAUGUUCACGAACCUCUCCUGAACGACCAGUGGCGACUGUUGGGCGAACAAUUGGUCACUGACAAAGAUCAAUAUGUGGUUUUUAACGAUCGCAUGACUACAUUUUUGGAGGCUUUCAAUGUGGGAAAGUUAUUGAAUCAGAAGGCCUACUACAAUCCACUCUAUGAGGAUCAUUACCAGCAGACUCUUGGCCUCUAUAACUUUUUCUACAAUACCAGGGAUUGGUAUACUUUGUGGCAGAAUAUCUGCUGGGCUCGAUUGCACAUGAAUCCAGGACUUUUUGUUCAGGCUCUGACACAGGUCCUUUUGAAAAGGGACGACUACCAGCCCCUGAUAAUGCCCAAGAUUUAUGAACUAUGGCCAGAGUCCUUCCUUGAUAUGAGGACUGUGAGAGAGGCGAGAAAUUUGAAUUUCGCCAACUGGAUAAGGUACGGAAACAUGACAGACUUUGAGGAGGUGCAUCGUCAAGAAAUGGAGCCCAUUAAAGUGGAUGGAGAUUUGAGAAAUACCCCGGAGUGGUUCAAAGCCAUGGCGGAUGUAACUAUCUUUAGAAUGAAACAGAAGCCAAGGGGCAAUAAACUUGGGUAUUUAUUGGAAGAUGUUGACUGGCUGGCCUACUGGUACUACCUUAAUACAGGGAUUAACUUAGUUGAGGAUAAAACCGACCAACUGCAAGAAUGGUGGUACUACCAGUUGGACCAAAUACUAGCACGUUACAAACUGGAACGAUAUGGCCAGCAGAUGGCCUACGAAAAGUUAAGACUCAUACAGGAUGAAAGAAACUCUCAACUGAUAUCCUGGCAGAAUUUAAGAUUCGCCACAGAAGACACAGAGACUACAAGGUCCAUUAACGAAUACUUGGAAGUGUUGGAGUCUACGGUGGACGAGGCAAUCGCAUCUCAUAGUCUCCUUUUGAAAAAUGGAACUUCAAUAGAUUUGUCAGUAAAUAGCAAUUGGCUCAUCGGGCUUAAGGAACUGUUUCCCUUUGAAUGGACACAGUUGCAAAUGGAAACAGCAAAGCAACCGCAACUUCUUUUGGAUCCCCGGACUUCGUUAAGAUCGGAAAACUUUUACUAUUAUGCCGAUCGAUUACUGCAAAUAUAUCAUUGGUAUCGAGGCCAUUUUCAACCGUCCACCCAGAGGUCUUUUGUGCCAACCAAUCUUAAAAUUAAUGAUGUGGAAAUCAGCCCUCUGAUAACCUUUGAUCAGCCUGUGGAUCUAGAUCUCAGUAAUCUUCUACACACCAGACACUUUCACUUGGCAGGCCAGUUUCUGUGGCCUUUCACUCUCCAACAGCGGCAGUUUCGACUCCAACAGAAGGACUUCACCUAUAUCCUUAAAGUCUCGAGCAACAUAACCAAGUCAACUAUAUUUAGGAUAUUCCUAACUACCCCGGAAGGUAAAUCUUUGAACCGGCAGCCUUUCUAUCUCCUAGAUUCUUUCCUGACGAUGAUCUACCAGGGUGAUAAUCGGAUCAAAAGAGAUUCUAUGGAUUUCAAAGGCUUCGUUGGCGAUCACAUUUCCCUAACGGAACUGAAUCAGUUUGUGAAUUUGGCCCAAAACGAGGAAUUCGACUUUCCCUUGAAUAUAUCCACUGCCAAUUGUGGAUUUCCCAGGCGGUUGAUUUUACCGCGAGGAGGUGGAGGAAAUCCAUUAAAAAUGCGUUUAUUCGUAGUGGCCACCAAUUAUGAUUUCAAGGCUCAGCAAGGUAACGAAUUGGAUUGCGAUUUUAGCAAAGGAAUCAGUCGAUGGGAUGAGCUGCCGUUGGGGUAUCCUUUUGAGCGAUUUCUGGAAGAGGAUCACCGGGCCGAGGAAGUCUCCGGAGAUCAUGUACUCUGGAAGGAUGUGGAAAUCUGGCAUGAAGAUCAUUUGGCUUGAAUUUUAUUUGUCAAUACCAACAAUAAACUUGAAUAGAUAUUAUUUGGGCUUUUAGUCCCACCCCUCCA